This is a messenger RNA of Pyrenophora tritici-repentis Pt-1C-BFP, 2073 nucleotides long. The record is from RefSeq and is a predicted model, not a curated record. NCBI's taxonomy places the organism in Eukaryota, Fungi, Ascomycota, Dothideomycetes, Pleosporales, Pleosporaceae.
AUGGCGGACGACGCGACUGGAAGCACAGCAGCCCAUGACCCCACUCUCACUGGAGACAAUGGUGCAGACGCAAACGCACUGGAUCAAGACCCGAACUUCCUCGAAGACGCCCUCAAGGAGUCAUCAAACGAAGCCACUGCCACACCUGCAAAUGCACCAGACAACCCGCCAGACGCACCCGACGGUCCGGGACCGGAGACGGAGGAUGCAGAUGGCCAAGAAGACGAGGAGAUGGGCGGUGUAGAUGAUACCAAGAAAGAGAAUGGCGAAGGCGCCGAUGCCAUGGACCCAGAGGCACAGGCAAAGGCCGACCUGCAAUCAGCCGCACGCUCCCAUUUCGUUACUCAGACCUAUGCGACCAUCAUUCCGAGCUAUGCGACCUGGUUCGACAUGCGAUACAUCGACUACCGCGAACACAAGGCCCUACCCGAGUUCUUCAACGGCCGCAAUCGCAGCAAGACGCCAGCUGUGUACCGAGACUACCGCGAUUUCAUGAUCAAUACCUACCGCCUUAACCCUUCAGAGUAUCUUACAGUGGAUCCCCAAGAACGGCCAUCAAACAUUGGUCCUCCAUUCACCGGCCACUUCCGUGUCACAGUCGAUACUCCCCGCGGACUGCAACCUUUCCAGCCAGGACCAGGCUCGAAAGUGACAGAAGGCAAGCAACUUGCAGCCACCGAUCGCGCCGCUAGCCAGCAACCGACUGCAAAGAGUGAGACCAAGUCUUUAGCUGGACGCAACAUCUACGAAGCCAAUGGCAAAGAAGCAUCUGCAGAGCCAAAGGCAGCCAACGGAGAAGCAAACGGUGCAUCAGUCCAUGUCAAGAACCUUGAGGCUGCUGCAAAGGAGCCAAUCAAGGUCAUCAACUGCUUCAGCUGUGGCGUCGAAUGCACUCGCGUACACUUCCACGAGACGAAGCCGUCUGAGCAACCGGGUCAAUUGAAGCAAGGAGGUGGUCUCAAGCGGGAUCUUUGCCCAAGGUGCUUUGUCGAGGGCAACUUCCCUUCAGGCACCUCUUCGGUAGACUUUACCAAGAUCUCGAACCCAGAGAGCUCAGCCACUGCUGAGAACGAAGAGAAGUGGACGGAAGAGGAGACUCUUCUGCUGCUCGAAGGCUUGGAGGAGUUUGAUGAUGACUGGAACCGCGUCGCAGACCACGUACAAACCAAGACGCGCGAGCAGUGUGUGAUGAAGUUUCUCCAGCUUGAGAUUGAGGAUAAGUACAUCGAAGCAGAUCUCACCGAAUCCCAAUCGGCAGCUCCAUCAACAAAGUUCCUCCGCGAUCUCGAGUAUCUCAGCGAAGGUCGCGUACCCAUCCACCAUGCAGACAACCCCAUUCUCAGUGUAGUCAGCUUCUUGGCUGGCCUUGCGCCUGCAAACGUAACUGAAGCCGCCGUGGCAUCAGGGCGCAGCGUGGGUGAGAUGAAGCGCAUACUCCAAGAUAAGAUCAACAAAGCCCCAACCGCACCAUCAGAGAAGGGCAAGGAAAAGGAAGGCGAGCAAUCCACACCUGCAGCCACUGCCUCAGACGUGAAGCCCGAAGGCGGAGACGCCAUGGACAUCGACACCUCAACCGAAGUAGCAACCAAGGACUCCACCUCCACCAACCCCCUCGCCACCCUCCCCUUUGCCCUCUCCGCCGCCCGCUCCUCAGCCCUCGCCUCCCACGAAGAACGCCACAUGACACGCCUCGUCUCCGGCGCCGUAAACCUACAAUUGCAAAAACUGCAACUCAAACUCGCACACUUCAACGAUUUUGAGAAACUGCUGUCAGCUGAACGUCGCGACCUCCAGCGUCGCCGCCAGCAACUCUUCAUGGAUCGCCUCAACUUCCAGCGCCGCGUUCGCGCUCUCGAAGACGCAACGAAGCGCAUCUCCGGCUCCAUUGGCGGUCAGGGUCUACCUGGUAGCUUGAGUGCCGAGGAGGCAGUACAUGCGCUGGAGGAGGCUAUGCGAUUCUUUGGCGUGGGCAAGGGCGAGGAUAGUAUGGGGGUCAAGAGGGAUAGUGUUGAUGCCGGUGUUACGCAGCCAGUCAGUGAAGGCGCGGAGGGAUACAGUAAGGUCGAGAUUUAG